CGUGGGGAAGAGAAGAAGAAAAAGCCAAGAAAGCUCCGUUUAGCUUUGCCCCUUGGGCUGACAUGUGCAAAUACGAAGGGGAGUAAGGAAAGAGGGAAAUCCUGCCCUUCAGAGACGUUCCCCCAACGCAUCAGCUGGGGAAAGGAAUUUUGUCUGUUUUUGUUUUCUGCAGGGACUAACUUUUACGAAAAUCCAUCAAUCUGGAGAGCAAAGCGCCAGACCACGGAAAGCACCUUUGCUUUCUAGCCCUGGAGGUGUCAGCCGGAGAGGCGGAGAGGGCGCUGCCGCGCGUCAGGAACGACCCGCCCGCAGCCAUGGAGACCGGCAUGCAGCUCCUGAGCCGGGACGGCCACAGCGUGUCGCACAACUCCAAGCGCCACUACCACGACGCCUUCGUCUGCAUGAACCGCAUGCGGCAGCGGGGCCUGCUGUGCGACAUCGUGCUGCACGUGGCCGCCAAGGAGAUCCGGGCCCACAAAGUGGUGCUCGCCUCGUGCAGCCCCUACUUCCACGCCAUGUUCACCAACGAGAUGAGUGAAAGCCGGCAGACUCACGUGACGCUGCACGAUAUUGACCCGCAAGCGCUGGAGCAGCUGGUCCAGUACGCCUACACCGCCGAGAUCGUGGUGGGAGAAGGGAACGUGCAGACACUGCUUCCGGCCGCCAGCCUCCUGCAGCUGAACGGGGUGCGAGACGCCUGUUGCAAGUUCCUGCUGAGCCAGCUGGACCCCUCCAACUGCCUGGGCAUCCGGGGUUUUGCAGACACGCAUUCCUGCAGCGACCUGCUGAAGUCGGCCCACAAGUAUGUCCUGCAGCACUUUGUGGACGUCUCCAAGACCGAAGAGUUCAUGCUUCUGCCGCUCAAGCAGGUUCUGGAUCUGAUCUCCAGCGACAGCCUUAACGUGCCCUCGGAAGAGGAGGUCUACCGAGCUGUCCUGAGCUGGGUGAAGCAUGACGUGGACGGCAGAAGGCAGCAUAUCCCCCGACUCAUGAAGUGCGUCCGGCUUCCCCUCCUGAGCCGCGACUUCUUGAUGAGCAACGUGGACACGGAGCUGCUCGUGAGGCACCACUCGGACUGCAAGGACCUCCUCAUCGAAGCCCUCAAGUACCACCUGAUGCCCGAGCAGCGGGGCGUGCUCAGCAACAGCCGGACCCGUCCCCGGCGCUGCGAGGGGGCCAGCACGGUGCUGUUCGCCGUGGGUGGGGGCAGUCUGUUUGCCAUCCAUGGAGACUGCGAGGCCUACGACACGCGGACGGACCGGUGGCACAUGGUCGCUUCCAUGUCCACCCGCCGGGCCAGGGUGGGCGUUGCCGCCAUCGGGAACAAGCUGUAUGCUGUGGGCGGCUAUGAUGGAACGUCCGACAUGGCCACGGUUGAAUCGUACGACCCCGUCACCAAUUCCUGGCAGACGGAGGUGUCCAUGGGGACCAGACGCAGCUGCUUAGGAGUGGCCGCCCUGCACGGCCUCCUGUAUGCUGCCGGAGGAUAUGACGGGGCCUCGUGUCUCAACAGCGCCGAGAGGUACGAUCCCCUGACAGGCACCUGGACCUCUAUUGCUGCAAUGAGCACCAGGAGGAGAUAUGUGCGCGUGGCAACGCUGGAAGGCAACCUGUAUGCCGUUGGAGGGUAUGACAGUUCGUCGCACUUGGCAACAGUGGAGAAGUACGAGCCACAGAUCAAUACGUGGACGCCAAUUGCCAACAUGCUAAGUCGCCGCAGCAGCGCUGGUGUAGCUGUUUUGGAAGGGAUGCUCUAUGUGGCAGGGGGCAAUGACGGGACCAGCUGCCUUAACUCAGUGGAGCGCUACAGUCCAAAAACCAACACAUGGGAAAGUGUGGCACCCAUGAACAUCCGGAGGAGCACCCACGACUUGGUGGCCAUGGACGGCUGGCUGUACGCGGUCGGCGGCAACGACGGCAGCUCCAGCCUCAACUCCAUCGAGAAGUACAACCCGCGCACGAACAAGUGGGUCGCGGCCUCGUGCAUGUUCACCCGUCGCAGCAGCGUGGGCGUCGCUGUGCUGGAACUGCUCAACUUCCCGCCCCCUUCCUCGCCCACCCUGUCGGUGUCCUCGACGAGUCUUUGACAAAGAGUCCGGGCACACCUCGGCUCGCGGGGACUGCAGCAUCUGCUGGAGCGCCAAGCCGGCCUGGCCUGACCCCUGUGGCAGCCACUCUCUGUGAAGAGAGAGAGAGAGAGAGGGCACACCAUGAAGGCCCAGAGAUGCUGCACUGAGACCCUUUUAGAAGUAACCUUCCCCCCCCCCCCCCCGGGGGCCCGCUCCCGGCUCUUGUGGUGCAGCUCCGAGGCUGGAUCCAGUCCACAAGUCCUUGCAAGCAAGCAAGCAAGCAAGCAAGAGCCCGCUUGGUUUUCGCCAUCCGUUCCAUCGUGACUCCACUGAUCCGCUCUGCUCCUUGCGGCGCGGACUCAGCAACCUCCCGUCUCCCCACAACCCUGUAUGACCUUCUGGCUCCGGCCCUCGGGCAGCCGAGCUGCAAAGAAGCGACAGCAAAACGCAGGAACAAACCGAACCUGCCUCGGUGGGCAGGGGGGCCACUCUUGCAGGCUGUGCCAACAGCUGGAAUGUAAGCUGUGAAUGUCACACUUAAGCCAAAACUCCUUACCGAGCCUAUAGCGCACUGUUAAAAGACUACGAGGCCCAUGCCUCUCUCGCUGGUGUUUAUUGGAAGGGAUGCCUUAAAACACAAACCAAACAGGGCUGGGCGAGGACUGCCAUGCGGCGGGUCCUCCAAAAUUCUCUGUGCUCCCUCGUUCUAGAAACCUGGUUAUGUGUCCCCACGCCUGACAUUCUCUUGCCCCCUUGGACGGCACAGGUUCGGGAGCACCCACCGACCUUUGCUUUAUUCCUCGUUUUUCUCUUCCACGCCCCCCCCCCGCCAACCUCCCUGCCUGUGGGAAGAUCCUCAUCAUUCCCAAGUCUUCUCUAGGAUCGUACUCUGAUGCGGGUUAGCAGGGUGAAGCCAGGGUCACAAACCGCAUGUCUGUUCGUGCUGUUCUGUAUGCGUUCCCUUUUAUUUCCAUGCCUGUAUAUUAACAUUCUUUUUAACUUUUUAAUUUUCCAGCAAAUUUGGUAUUCUGCUACCUCCAUCCUCCCUCCCUCCGUUUAGUUAUUUAUUUACUUAUUUAUUUACUUACUUAUUUAUUUAUUUUUACGGGGGAGGAUGGCAGAAAGGCAGAGAAAGUAGCACUUCUUUAAAAUGAAAAGUGGCAUUUCUUUAAAAAAAGCAAAACAAACGCGAAGAGAGAGAGCAACGGCCGCCAGUCAGUGAGGUGCCAUUGAUGUGACGGAGAAGCAUAAAAGCUUCGUUGAACUCGUAGGGGGAAUACGCAGCAAUACGGGGCCUUUCGUUGGAGACGACGGAGAUCUGCAAUAACCUAUUUGGACGAGCCCCAUGCGUCCCGAAUGCUCAUGUACGCAGCCCAUGCCUCGCAGGACGCGACAGAACGGCCCCCAUUCGUUUUGGGGGGGCUCUGUACCAGCCCCCAUCCAGUCCGUGUUCUUUUCGCUGCACGGUUGUGCCAGCCCCAUUCGUGUGAGGCUCGUGUGCCGUUCCCAGUCACUUUAGUGUAGCAUCGCACAAGUUCUGUUCAUUUUAGUGGGGAUUCUGUGCUCGUUGAGUUUGCUUCAGUGGUGCUAGCGGCGGGAAAUGCUGCUUGUGGCUCGCGACAGGUGCAACUGGACUUGGAAAGAUUUUUGUUGCAAAAGCUGGCAUCUAUCCUAUGUGAAAGAAUGGGCAACGAAGCAAAAAAAAAAUGCCAUAUAUGUUAACAAUCUGCACUGAAACAGCCGAAGUUGCCACGUGGACCUCCUAUGGGGAACACAAGGAACGCCCCGAGUCAAGUUUGUACUGUAAACCCCGACCGUUUCUUUGAGAAAGACCCACCGGUACCAUGAAAACCUCUCUUUGUGGGAAGGAGCAGGUUGCUUAAAGACUCGUUUAAAUGCAUGAUGCACUCUCCCUUCUGUGAUCUGUGCACAGCUCAGAACUUGGGGGCAGGUGAGUGGGCUGGAGCUUCAGAGCCAGGCUCUGCCUUCAGCCACAGUCCGUUACAACCAAGCUCAUGUACCUCAGUGGCCUCGGGGACGUCGUUCUGAAAUCAUGGCCUAGCAAAAGAUACUUUUCUUUUUAGAUAUAAUUUAGUCACCUUGUUAUCUGAUCUUUUUUUUGGUUCCUCUCCCCCCGUUCUUUCUUUCUGGACUUCCUCCCUCUCUUUCAUCAGUUUGGUUCUGCCACAAAUAUGACAGCUAUGCUAACUUGGGUUUUGUUGGGAAAAGGCAACCGGUAGGGCUCUUGGCAUGCUCAGACAAGGCAGAAUUGGUGCUUCUCUUGCCCUGGUGAUGGAAGAUGGGACACGGGGCUUAAAUAACACCGGAGAUCAGCCAGGUUGGACGGAUGGUUUGUGCUAGUUCUUUAACUCAAGGGUUGUAACAGAAAGGAGUCCCAGAGCUUCCUGGCCACAUGGUAUGGUGCCUGAAAGGUAUUUUAAUUCUGAAGCCCUUUGACCCGCCUAGCCCAUCAUGCAGACCAAGUUGUUCAAAGAGCACAUUUUGGGAAAAGAGUGCUUAUAGAAGUCCCCCGAAAACCCCUGAGCGCUCAGAAUUGCAGCCCUUCCCCCUGCAAACUUCAUCAGGGCCUUGCUAGCUGCAGGACGGUUUUGGAGCCGAGCCAGUAGAUUCUUCUUCUUUUAACAGUGUCUUCAGUUCCCCUUGGUUGCUUGGUGGCUGUGGCAGGUUCUCUGCCACACCCACCGUGGCCUGUUUGGCACUUCUUUUGUCGCCGUCUGCUUGUUCCCCGUGUACAUACUUCAUUUGCCUGUGAUGGUGCAGGAGAGAAAAUUCUCGUGCUGGCAGAGGGAGGAGAAGUUCCACAUUGUGCCUCUGGUUGUUCCUAGUGGAGGAGCAGAUCCGCCGUAAUGCUCCUUGCGGUGCCAAUUUCAGGACUUCGUCCACCGGUCUGCACCAGUGAUGGUGACCAGCGUGUGCGCAGAAGUCCACCGCUGUUCUGUACUGUUGGGCCGUUCUUGGGGUUUCUCUUUACUGGGACCAUUCCUUGUAUUUCUGAUUACGGGCAAAACAGAAACCUAGAGGAAUGGGAAGCCAGCAUUUGGAUCGGGGCAGGGGAGAAAACAGAUCUCCAGAAGUUCUGGACUCCAGCUCUCAGGUCCCGUGGCCACCAGCAUGGGCAGUGGCCAGGAUCUGAGGUCCAAAAUAUCAGGAAAUUUGCUUUCUGCCCACUCCUCACCCAGACGAACUCUUGGCCUCCACAGAGUGACUGCUGCUUCAGCCCCUCAUAUGCGCUGGGCUCCCUCCCAAAGUUCUGGACUGCAGUUGGCACUGUCUCCAGCCAGCCUGGCCAUGGAAACCAGUCCCAACGCAUUUGGAAGGCGGGAGGCUGGUGGAUACCUGUGGAAAAAUGCCUGGACUCGUGUGCAGCUUGCUCUCUGGGGAGGAGGGCUGCGCCAGUGCCCAGUCCCCUGUGAGCAGACAGUCCUUGGAAGCGGAACGAUACAGAGAAAUGGCCCGUGAGUUCUGUGCCCGGUUCUGUCCAAACGGGGCUAGGUGUCUUGAUGAGGUGUGGAGGCAGAUAGCCAGCUCUUCCGUCCUCGAAUGGAAGGGGAGGCCCUCUCCGAGCCUGGUAGGGAGGAAGCUUUGCGAGUUGGGAUCACAACCAUGGGGGACAGAGACAAUGGGUUCGAUUAGCAAAACGGUGAAGCUGAAGUACCCGAUAGGCCAUCCAGGAAGAGAAAAUGCCAUCCAGGGCCUCUGUUGUGUAUGUGUGCAUUCGUUUUUUUCCUUUUCUCUAUUCAACUGCCAGUUGACUAACCCAAAUGACUAAUCCUAUGUGACUUUUGCAGUGUUUUCCGUUUGACUGGGGUAGGCCUGAUGCCUUUUAGGGAUGUUCCGUUAUCCAGAGUUGAACAUGUAUUGUCCAAAGACCGUAGCAGAUGAGGGUUUUUUGGGGGGGCGGGGAGGGACUGGCACUCUCUCCCUGUCCCCUUCCCAGGAUCCUUCUGGAAAUACAAGCUCUGGGCCAGGCAUGGUGCAGACUCCCAGCUCAGUCAACCCAGUACUGAAGGAGCCUUUUCGUUGUUGAAAAUUUAUAUGUAAACAUGUGUCAACUUAGGUGCAUUUCAACGUUACUUUUAUUUUGUGUUUCUGAAUUUUUGCACUAUAAUGGGGUGGGGAUAUGAGCAAUACAAGCCAGUGUAUAAAAUUAAAAACAUGUUUUUCUGGAA
Varanus komodoensis (Komodo dragon) is the source of this 6259-nucleotide messenger RNA. RefSeq names its product kelch like family member 17 (gene KLHL17). NCBI's taxonomy places the organism in Eukaryota, Metazoa, Chordata, Lepidosauria, Squamata, Varanidae. The transcript has 12 exons. Gene Ontology annotation, molecular function: protein binding. Bases 315 to 2087 code for a protein of 590 amino acids. The record is from RefSeq and is a predicted model, not a curated record.